AUGUCGGUCACAGAAAUCAACCAAACACCUCCAGAGGAGCCCAUCACAAUUCCAUCCAACCGCGAUGGCGUUGCCUACCUCUACGGCCACCCGCUUCUGAACUCGCUCUCCCCACCACUGCACCAGACCGUCUAUAACGCUCUCGGCCUCAAUUGGACCCAAAUACCCCUGUCCAGCGUAACAGGCACAUCAGACACCUACCCUCCCCCCUACACACGGUCCCCGCCGAUCGAGAAAUACCUCGCCUCAAUCAAGUCCAACCCCAAAUUCGUCGGCUCAUCCGUAACGAUGCCUCACAAGGUCGCAAUCAUGCCAUACCUGGACGACCUCACUGAACAUGCCCGCCAAGCCGGCGCCUGCAACACCAUCUUCCUUCGCAACGAUCCAACAACCGGCGAACGCCAGUACGUCGGCACGAACACAGACUGCGACGGUAUCCGGGAAGCUCUCACGCAGAACGCACCCGAUCCCUCGCGCUUCCGCGGCCGGCCCGCGCUCAUCAUCGGCGGUGGUGGCACUGCCCGUACUGCCAUUUACGUCAUGCGCCGCUGGCUCGGCUCCAGCCGCAUCUAUAUUGUUAAUCGCGACGCCGCUGAGGUCGCAGCCAUUCUCGAGGAAGACCGUCGCCGCAACCCUGAUGCCAAUGGCCAGGCACCUCUAAUCCCUGUUACGGACCCUGCCGAAGCAGCACGCCUGGAGGCUCCCGCUGCUAUCGUCUCGGGUAUUCCCAAUUACCCUCCGAAGACCCCCGAGGAACUGCGCUCUCGUGCGAUUAUAGAGGCUUUCUUGGGCACUGCUGCGGGUGCAGAGAAGCAGCAGGGUGUCAUUCUAGAGAUGUGCUACCACCCCACGCCUUGGACUGACAUUGCUCAUCUGGCUUCUGACGCUGGGUGGAAGGUGAUUCUCGGUUCAGAGGCUCUGAUUUGGCAGGGCCUCGAGCAGGCGCGUCUCUGGACUGGCAAGGAUGUUAUCGGUACUCCUGGCCUUGUGCAGCAGGUCAAGGAAUUUGUUGCCAAGACUAUUGCGAAUCGGGCAUCUGCAAAGUCUAGCUUGUGA
Molecule: messenger RNA, 1056 nt
Organism: Penicillium bovifimosum
Lineage: Eukaryota; Fungi; Ascomycota; Eurotiomycetes; Eurotiales; Aspergillaceae
Product: shikimate dehydrogenase family protein
Exons: 1
Coding region: 1-1056 (351 amino acids)
Biological process (GO): chorismate biosynthetic process; shikimate metabolic process
Molecular function (GO): shikimate 3-dehydrogenase (NADP+) activity
Source: RefSeq, a predicted model, not a curated record